This is a messenger RNA of Bombus pyrosoma, 12271 nucleotides long. RefSeq names its product vacuolar protein sorting-associated protein 13B (gene Vps13B). The record is from RefSeq and is a predicted model, not a curated record. Bases 528 to 11810 code for a protein of 3760 amino acids. The transcript is spliced from 32 exons. Lineage: Eukaryota; Metazoa; Arthropoda; Insecta; Hymenoptera; Apidae.
UUAUGUACAAAUAAAUAAGCAAUUUAAAAUUUCAUUCGGAGAUGCGCAUUCAAAACAAUAAGCAUGCGCAUUAGAAUUACUGUGCACAUGCAGUUGUAGUGCACGUCAAAUUAGAAAGGUUACAGCAGACAGCAUAAAUAAAACUAUAUCUACAAGGAAUAAAAUUACGAUCAAAAACAGUCAAUUGUAAAUCAUUCAAAGUGGCAUUGCUUCUUUUUCUAUUAAACUAAAAUUUCAUUACGAAAUAUGCAAGAUAUGUAUUUUUAAAAUAUAUUUUUAUACUUGAAUUUAAUGCAUGGUCAACUGCCGAUGUUUAAUAAGAUAAACUUUUACAUUUUUAAAUAUUAUAAGUGGUCAAAUAUUAAUUUUUUCUUAUUAUUAUACCUGUUACUUCUUCUACCAAUAUAUUUGGUAAGCAUAUUUAAUCAAUUGACGGACUAAAAAAAUAAAUUAUUAGAGAGUUUUAGAUUUACAUAAAUUUAUUAAACCUACAAGAGUAUGUGGAAUGUAUUGAGUUACCAAUCACAAUGUUCAAAUUGGAAUCAUAUAUAACACCAGUGAUUCUCAGUUAUGUUGAAAAGUAUGUGAAAAAUUUUAAACCAGAACAAUCUCAGGUUUCAUUAUGGGGUGGUGAUGCAUCAUUUCAAAACCUUGAUCUACGACUAGAAGUUUUGGAAGAACAACUAAAUCUUCCCUUUGUUUUUGUUAGUGGUCAUAUACAUGAAUUACUUAUUCAUGUUCCUUGGGUAAAAAUUACUUCAGAACCAAUUGUGAUUACCAUUAAUACAAUAGAAUGCAUUUUAAAAUUAAAAGAUGAUAAUAAAGUGGAGACCAAUCCUACCACCUUACAGAGGAGGCAAGAGAUACCGCAGGAAGAAGCUCCCCCUGGAUACAUAAAAAGCAUAGUAACAAAAGUUGUAAAUAACAUAACAAUUAAUUGUAAUAAUUUAAUUCUAAAAUAUGUGGAAGAAGAUAUUGUUCUUAGUGUCAAUGUCAGAUUUUUAAGCAUGCAAACUGUUGAUAACAAAUGGGAACCAGCAUUUACGGAUGUUAACACAUAUGAAGUUAUGCUUAGGAAAGUUAUUACUAUUCAAGAUUUAACAUUAUGUUUAGAUAAAAUGGAUGCAUCUGGGAAAAUAGAAAUAUAUCAGGAUCCUGUUCUAUAUCGAUGUUCGGUUAUAAUACGUUUAAUCAUAAACUACCAUAGUAAUACUGCAAGAAAAGCUUCAAUUACACGAUUAGAUCUUCAUUGCCAAAAAAUGGAAUUCAGUAUAACAGAACAACAAGUACCAAUGUUACUUAGAUUAGCUGCCUUGAUAAUGGCUUUGCAAACAAAGCAAUUUCCAUCUAGUAAAGAAAAAUCGUUAAUUUCUGUAGAAGAAAGGGAGGACAGUAUACAAGAUGAUACAGAUCAUGUGAGUGGAACUGCUGCAGACAGUACAGGAUGGGGUGGAUGGGCUUGGAACAUGGUGUCAUCUUUGUUACCUAUUGAUUGGGAAAAUGACUGGUCCACAGAGCAGCAAAUGGCUUAUUCUGGACAUACCAUUCAUUUAGGCGUAUAUGUACAAGAUGCGACUUUAACUUUUAAGACAGUUGAAAAUGUUAAAGAACAAUUGUUUUAUAAAUCCCGUAAACUUCGAUAUAAAUCGUUUUUAACAUUACGAUUAAAUGGUGUGGUAGUGGAUACAUUGCUCCAAGGAAUUGCAAUGACUAGUUUUCAAAUUGGAAUGGGUUGCAUACGCGUAUAUCCAAGAGGAAGUUGUAGUUGUGGUCAUCUUGAAGUAGUCGAUGGGGCACAACCACCUUUGUAUUUAGUAGCUGGCAAGUUUAAUACUCGGUACUUAAAAGAUUCAUUAUUUGAUGAUGAAUCAGUGGAGAAUAAAGGAAGAAAACGGGAAUAUAAACAAGGAAUAUAUUAUUAUCUAUGUACAGCUUCAGAGGAGCGGUUAAUAGAACGAUGUCCCGCAUUCUCCAUGGAUUACGUUCAUUGUACCGAAUUGCCAGAUGACAUAACACCUGAAAAACUGGCAGAGUUUGGGUCUAAUUUUGAAUAUAGUAAUUUCCACGAACGUAGAGUAAUGAGAUAUAUUAUAGGCGACUUAACUAUUAGAUUAUGUUCGGGUGUUUUUCAUCGUAUUGAAACAAUAAAACAAGCUGCUGCAAAUUAUGAUUACAAUCCUUAUCUCGUUACAAAACCAGAUCCACUUGUAGAUGAACUCCCCCCAGUUACAUUGGAAGAAUAUGAAGCAUUAAGAGAAAAUGUAUCUAUGGUUGAGACAAAAUUAAUAAUAGUUAAAGCCUCACUUCAAUUGCAAUUGGCGGAUCAUUCUAUUACUGGACUUCCACGACAACGAAAGAUAGUUGAAAGUCGAACGACGCCUUUAACACCUGCUCUUACAGACGAUCCUUUCAUGAGUAUUGAAUGUGAUGAAGCGAUAGUAACUAUACUUCAACCUUUAUAUCCAUUUAGGCUUGCAGCUUGUGCAUCCAAACAGACUGAUCUUCCGACUGAAAUGUUUAAUCAGUGUCAUAAGAUUAUUACAUUGCAGAUAAAUGGAACCAGAAGUCAACUUUAUUUGACGAAAAAUUGCCAUACAUCAAUAAUAAUGCCCUACUCCAUCGAAUGCGAAAUCAAGAAAUUAUUGUAUCCACAGUAUUGGAAAAAAGUUGAUUUAAUACAUGAAAUAUACGCGGUACAUAUUGACAGCAUUACAAUUACUGGAACAAAGGCAAAGCUAAUGGCUGCUGUAUCUAUCUUAACUUCAAUUUUUGACGCUGGUGAUACAACUAAUCCUCUUGUCUGUUCCUCUUUAUUCAAUGAUGCUUGUCAAGAAACGAACCCUGUAUAUCUAGAAUUGUUACUGGAAAACGUAAAUUGCAAAAAGUUGUCAUCUUUGGUUACAAUAUCAAAUGAAUUAAAUAUAAGUUCAGUAAAAAUGUUUGCACUCAAUGAGUCACAGCAAGCCUUUAUAUUUUCAGGACCAGAAAGUAAUAUUUACAGUGAUGUAGAAAACAAAUCAUUACUAACGGUUGUAAUACAGUUUCCGCAAAGUAUUGAAAGACAAACGCAUCCACCUUUGAUUUCGCUUCAAAUGGCAGAUAUCAGGGCUUCACUUGAUCCAUUACUUUUUAAAUGGCUAGAAUAUCGUGUUACGUAUUAUAAUUUAGGUACCUUAUGUACCACUCGACCCGAAGUCCAGCAGUUUGAAGGUGCAUCUUCAGAUACUGGUACAAAGAAAAAAACAUUUCCCAGUUUACACGAAAGUGUACAUAGCUCCUCAGACAAAGAAAAACGAAAAUCCGCCAUAGCCACGGAAAAGUCAAAAACUGUACAAAAUGAUGAAAUCCAAAAAAAACAUGAUUCUAAAUCCGAAAAUGAAAGACAGAAUUUGGGAAUAUUGGCCAGAUUAGCAGAAAUGUAUCCAUGGUGGUGUGGUCUUGUGUUAAGUGGAUGUGUUGGACAUAUUGUUAUUUACAUACCAUCAAUCACAAUGAGUGGUAUUGGUGCAUAUGGUAUAGAAGAAGCCAAAGACAAAGCAUUAAAAAGCGAUAAUAAGUUACAGAUAUUGAUCAUAAAAUUGCCUUCUCUUCUCGUUCAUUCAUCUAAUAUAAAUUUUGAAUUACUCGCACCUUACCUUCAGGAAUUACCUGUUAAAUUACCGAAAUCAAUGUGGACGAAUAAAUUGCAAAGUUUCCCAUGGACAUUAAGCCUUGUUGAUUUCCAUUGUUACAUGUUACAACAACAGACACAAAAAAACUUUAUUAAAAAAGUAUCAGUAAAUGCUACAGUUGCUCUUACAACAAAAAUCGUAACAUCUCCAUCUGGAGGAAAUACUUUAGCUGCUUUGGGUGUCUGUGUUCACAUUGAUAAUUCUCCUAUUAUUGUUUCGAUCUCUGAAGAACAGGUAGUUUUCACGAGUAAAAUCAUUUCGAGUAUUUUAAACGCUUUGCAAAUUACAACUAGUAAUAAUAAAAGUGUUAUAGCUAGUACUCAAAUAAAUACCGAAGCACAAGUAGUUCUUCCUAUUGUACCACAAACUCCAUCUACACCAACACAAUUACUAUAUCCCGAAGAUACAACUACAAACUCGACUCUUUCAACUUCAAAAGAUGAGAGUACACCAGACUCCGACGAAUUAGUUUUGACAGCAUGGAUUCAAUGGACUAUAACAAAAAUUGCGAUUAAAUUAUACGUCACGGAGAAAGAGACUUUAUCUUCACUAAAAUUAGUACUUGAAUUGGAAGAUAUUAUUACUUCUUUAGACUUGCAACCUAUUUAUUUUAAGCUAAAAAAUAAAGUUACAACAGCCACUAUAUUUCAUUAUACAAGACCACUGAAUUCACCAACUUGGGAUAUCGGUGAGUAUGUAGGUGCGGUUCUUUGUGGAAGAGAAGACAGUUUAGAAAAAGGUGACGAUUCCGGCUUUUUAAGUUUUACCCUCACUAGAGCAAAAUCGGGGAAUGUUCACACACGAUGGGGUACCUAUAAACGGCAUAAGAGUCAGAAGUUUCAGAAAGACAUAAUAACAGAAACAACUUUAUCUGCUAAUAGUUAUAUUUCCGAAGUAGUUAUAAAAAUACAAAUGGUGGACAUAAUUUUACCGCUUACCGUAGUUAGUAAAUAUAUGCAAUUAAUAAAACCUUUUACGGGUCUCUACCAAUCUGUUGAAAAAGAUAUAAUGGAAACUUCUGAACAAAAUGUAACAACACGCUUAAACAGCAUUACUAGUCUUGAUAAUGAAAUGUUACCAUUAAUAUAUCUGGACUUUAAAGGACUUAGACUGAUGCUACCAGUUUCAAACAUAACAAAAUUCAAACCCGAACAUGAUUUAUUAAUGAUUCAAUUGGACGGAAUUCGUAUCACACCCCAUGCAGAAAAUCCGAUUUGCAGAACACCUUUAAGAUUAGAUAUAUAUCAACUCGCAGCUCAAGCAAAUAUUUUAAGUAUACCAGGUUCUGCUGUAGAAGAUCGACAAUAUCAGAUUAAUAUAAAAAGUGUAUGUGCCCAUACAACUACUUGGAAGAAUUAUCAAAUGACUAUAAAUAAGAAAAUGUCCCAAUCAUAUUUAUAUACCAUGAACGAAAAUCCUGCGUUGGAAUGGAAUAAACUUGGACAUGGAAGUAGUUUAGAGCGGCAGUUCUCUACACUUCCGCUGUUAUCGAAAUUCGAUUUGUGCUUAAUCAUUGCACCGCCGGUUCUAUUUAAACCAGAUAUUACAGUAUGUGGAAGUGCAAUUGAAGUAAAUUGUAUCACAGAUAUUGAAGUAACAAUAAAUUUAGAUCAGAUUCAGUUGAUUUCAAUCUUAAAUAAUGAAUUACAAAAUUUAUUAUUGAGAGAUUUCGAACGACAUAAAAGUGCAAAUACAUAUAUCAGUACAUCACAGAAACCUCUUUCGACUGUAGGGAGUAUUAAACAAAUUACUUGGAUAAAACAAUCUUCUGAUGACAUAGACGUUGAUGUCACCAAGGAUAGCGGUAUAGACUUUGAAACAUCUAGCAUAAAUUCCACAAUCGUUGGCAAACCAAUAUCUGCAGAUACUUCAAUACUUUUACCAUUUGAAUUUCUGGUGAACUGUGGAAAAAUAACAUUCGUGCUGUAUGAUAUUCAUCAAGCAGUCACAGAGUAUGAAGUAGACAUAAAUGAAGUUGAAGAGGAUGAGUGUGAAAGUCAGAAACAACCGCUUUUUUACAUAAUGGUCAAUCAGCCGAAUAUUUAUUUUUCACAACAGCAUCCAUCGCAAAAGGUGCAAGUAUCUUGUUUCGAUGUAACAAUGGCACUUGGGGACAAGGACAAACAAGAAUUAAUUUCAAUACCAACUGAAAAAGAUUUUAAAGUUUUUAUGAUUGAAACAAAAAAUGGAGAUUUACAUCCAGAUACAGGCAUUCCCCCAUCUUUUAUAACAAUAAAAUACGAAAAAACUAUAGGGAAGAAUCCACAAUUUUUUAUAGAUGUAGGUAGACCUACAAAAAUUUAUUUCUCUUUAUCGAGGCUAAAUCAGAUAUAUAUUAUAAAAAGUAAAAUAUUGUCAUGCUUUAUAAAAGAGUAUGAAACAAUACCAGAACAACAUGACGAUGUGAAAAUAUCUCCAACAAUGAAAUUGAAAAAAUUAAAUUGGCCUGAUAUGAAUAUAUGUACAAAACAAGUUGUAGUAUCCCUUAAAACCGAUUCUGGCGCCGAAAUAAUAACUAGUUUAGCUUCGUUAUCCGGAAAUAUUUCAUCUCUUCUUAGACCUGAUAGAAUAUAUUCUAACACAUCUGUAGACUCCUUUAUCAUAUCUGCAAUUCUUAAUGGAAACAUAAAAGUACUCUUGAAUCCAUGGUGCUGUAAUAUUACAGUGUGUUUGCUUUGGGAGACUUGGUUAAAUGUCGAUUCUAUUCCUCAAAUACAAAUACAAGCAGACAGUGAUAGUCUCCAUUUAGAUUUUGGACCAGAACAAAUAAAAAUUAUAAAAAAUGUUAUCGAUGAUCUCCAACUACUAUUAAAUGAAUUGACAAGGUCAUCUUCGACAUGUAGAGGUAAUGAGAAACAAAUUGUUCUAUCAACUGAACAACAUUAUAAGGAUGAUCUCAAAGCAGGUGCAUUCCAAUUUGUGAAUGGAAAUGCAGAUGAAUUACCAUUCCCAUAUCAAGUUAUUUUCUUCACUUAUCCCCAACAAUCAAUGGCUUGGAGGUAUCCUCAACCAAGAACAUUAACUAAAAUACAUAUAUCUCCAGUUCCAUUUGAAACAUUAGAUUCUGAUAGUGGGUACGUCGAUAAAGUACUGUGUGCUCUUGAAUAUUGGAGCGACUGUCACAUGUCCUAUCAGCGAUAUGCCGACUUCUAUCUAUCAGAAACAGAUUCCUAUCGUUUAGAGCUUCCUGAAAAAGCACCAGCAAGGGCAGUGGCUUGUAUAUGGCGCGUAGUUCUACUAUCAAACAAUAAUCGACCUUUUUCCAAAACCAUAAUCUCGGCCCGGAUUCUUGCAGCUUGUUUACGUAUCGAUUCAUAUUUCAAUUCUUCAAUUAUACCUAACAUACAAGCUGCACUUAAUAUUGGCACUAUUCAUGUAUCCAUGUACAAUCACGUUAGUACAAUUACGUAUAACAAUUUACAACCACCUUUGAAGAAUUAUACUUUAAAAGGUACAGUGCCCGAAACGCAAUGUUUUAUGACCUUUGAACAUAAAGGAGCUAUACUCGUACUUAAUAGAUGGAUUGACGGCUCAGUGCUCAUUGAUAUUAGCGGAAUAUUUGGAGUACAUAUACUAGAUUAUAGUCAUUUAACCAUGCAAGAAAUACUAGAUCCUCUAGAAGCAAGAUUGCAAUUAUCGCUAUCUGACAAAACGGAUGUAUCCUUCACAUGCAGUCCAUUUGCGUUAAAGUUGAGUCCAACGAUAGCUCAUACACUUGUGGUUUCGAUGCAUUUAUGGUAUGCAUCCUUAGAAGAAGAAAAUAAAACCACUAUUCUAUUCACACGCUAUGUAAUAGCUAACGAUAGCAAUGUGCCUAUCCUCUUUGGUCAAAGUGGUACAGGAGACAACAUAUUAUUGGAAAGUAGGCAAUGUAUCUUUUACUCAUGGAGAAAUAUUGGCAACAAAAUUUUACGAAUAGCAAUAGAAGAAAAUAUUUGGUUAUGGAGCAAAUCAUUUUCUGUUGGUGUAGAUGGAAUUCAAGCCGUCGAAUUCAAUAAUUCUGUUACAAAAGCGUCAGCAUUCGUAAGCGUUACGUCACUUUCAGCUACACAAAAGCUUAUAACAUUUUCUGGUCAACUUGUAAUUUCAAAUCAGUUAAUAGACAAUUUCGAAAUGAGAUUAGUCAAGUACGAAGCUGAUGUAGGAUCAAAGGUGACUGUAUUAAAAGAUAUUUAUUCCGUUUCUGGUAAAACUCGACCACCGUCAGUUAUACUCGAUGGUAACAAGAAAAUGGCAAUACGUCUACGAUUUACCAAUGUUCCAAAUUUAUCUUGGACAGGAGAUAUUCCCCUUCAACCAAAUGCCAAGUGGGGGCAACCAUGGCUUGUUAAAGUUCCAUUACAAGAACGUGGCCAAUUUUUAAGCAUUUGGGUGCGGAUAAUAACGCAAAUAAUUCAAGAUAAGACCAAGGUACUAGCUGUACUUAGCCCACUUUACAUGAUUCGUUCGCAUUUACCAGUGCCAGCUAGGGUACAAAUGGAUACGCCUUCGUUGAAAAUAUCUUUAUGCACAAUGGUAAAUGGUCGGGGUGAAAGACAGCAACUAUACUGUCCUGGAACGUUUGAACAUUUCCACCAACUAACAUUUCAACUAGAAACCGGAGUUUCUACAUCUAAUCCGUAUGUGCCAUUAUCGUACAGUUCUGUAGAUCAAAGGAAAUUCUUUAGAAGACCGGAAGUCGAAGAUAUCGAUAGCAUCUUGCAAGAUCUUGAGAAUCAGGAAGAUAAAACGGAAUGGCCCUUCCAAGGAGAUGAGUUUGAGGAAUGGAUAUCCGCUGAACAACCACAAACACAUGUACAAGUGAAAUACCAAGAUGCUGGAUUAGUUUCGAGUACUUUAUUAUUAGAAUUGCAGCCUUGGUGUUUUAUGUUAAAUUCCAUGGGCUGUCAUUUAUCUCUUGUAUCAGAGGACAUCGAACUUUGCCAGAUUCCUCACUAUGGAAUCGUAACACCACCAAAAUUGGAAGGCACAUUUCACUUGUGCGUCGGUAUCGGUGAUACGUUCUACACAUCCCAAGCAUUACAGCUAGAUCGACCUGAUUGGAGUCAAAGUUUCUAUAUGCCUCGAAUUGGUGGACUCAUCCCUGCCACAGGAAACAUUAAAUCAUGUGUUGACUGUGGUUCAAGUGUCUCACUCAUGAGCAUUAAUUCAAGUAUGCACGAAGAUAUGCGUCUUGUACGUAUAAUGAGUAGCCACGUUAUUAGUAAUUUAACAUCUCAAGAGUUAUGCAUAGCAACAUUGGCGGUACACGAAGAUGCAACCAGACUUGAAUUGCCCAAUGAUCUUACUCCUUAUAGCCUUAAUAUUUCACCAUCCGAAGAUCAAAAACAAGGUAUUCCGAUUACGCAAUGGUAUACAUUAUACAUGGAAGACAUUGUAGAACCUCUUGUACUAUAUAUAUCUUUGAGCGUAGGGCACAAAUGGUCUUGUCCAAUUCGAGUUGACCAGGGUAUGAGUCGUAAAUGCGUUGCUAUACCAAAUGGCUCUAGCACUAUGCCGAUAGUCAUUACAAUACAGGAAGAUAGGGGUACAAUGUACAUAAUGAUUCAUAUGGAUUAUCAUCCUCAAUUAUUGAUUGAGAACACCUGUGCUUUUAAAGUUCUAUUGGGUCAAGCUAAUGAAACAGCAGAAGGGAUAAUACCAGAUGCAUUGCAUUUUACAUGGAUUUGUGAAAUAGAAAGCAAUGCAACAAGUCAUUAUUCCAUUCCAUCUAUAAGUAACAGACUGCCUGAUGCACCAGUUACUAAUGUAUCGAAUAUACUUCUGUUUUCUGCUGUAACAAACAAUUAUAAUGACCAGGCUAUCAGAAAUAAAGAAUUGCGAUGGUCAAGAGGUAUAAAUUUAUCCGCCAUAUCAAGUGCACCAGUGGAUCAGUAUGUACGACUACCAUCUUAUGGAGAUGUAAAGUUAAUCAUGCAGAAUCGUUGUUACACUACCUAUAUUAAUAUUGUUCCAAUAUCUCAAGUGGAAGUGUCUGCAAGGGACAUCAGAAGUCGGCUUUUACGAAAAGAAAGCGAAAUGAAAGAUAUGGUGACGAUGCAUGAUAAAUUUACUUCUGAUCCAGAUGAUCAGCCAGUCAUAAAUGUACAAAGUUCUGAGAGCUCGACUUCGGUAACAACCUUUUUCUCGGCACAAGACGAAACUAUAGCUACAGAAACUAAAACUUCUUCACAGCUAAAUUUAAGACAGUUAAUAACUGAUAUAGAAAAUGUAAAAGCUAGCGUAAAUGAUGAUACAAAGGAUACUGAGGAGAAUAAUCCUAAAGAAGGGUCUGUGACCAUUUGUCUCCGAGGAGUUACCAUUAUCAUCAUGCAUGAUAUGAAUGAAAAUGCUCAAAAGAUUGAAGUGGCCAGCUUGUCUAUGACCGAUGUUAUAGUCGCUAUUAAUGCAAGAUCUAAAAUUGUAAAUUUACGUGCUUUCAUAGGAGAUCUACAAUUAGAUAAUCAGCUAUUUGAUCAAGGGGGUUUCGAUUUUCCAGUAGUACUAAUCAGUCAAAGUCCGCUUAUGAUGAAAGAAACAACAUUUUAUACAAGCAGUUGUUUAAUGAAUAAGAUAGAACAGAUAAGAGAAAAUUCGUUGAUUGCGAUUGAUUAUAUAUUAGAAAAUCAAGGGCAAUUAAAAGCAUCAAAAGAUCUUCAUAUAAAAAUUGCACCAAUCAGUGCUUACAUUGAAGAUACAUACAUAACACAAUUAUUAAAUUAUGCAACUUCGAUGGCACCACCUCGAUUUUUGCUACCAGAUGACAUGAAAAAGACAAGAACACUAGUUUCAACUAUUGGAGUAUACAUUCCUGAUUACAUAAUGGUUUAUGCUAGAAUAUUAAGCGCCCCAUUAAGAUUACAAAAUUUAAAGAUAGAUCCGGUAUCUAUCUUAUUAAGUGUUCAUACCUCUGUACGUUUAUACGUGGCUUUAGACCAUUCUCCUUUAUAUUUUGGUACUUUUGAAAAGAAAAAUAUUUUAACUACACCUUAUAGACUUGGCAAUGCUCUCACAAUGCAUUACUUAUCUGGUGCUAUAUUCGGAGCAGGUUGGGUAGUAGGAUCAUUAGAAAUAUUAGGUUCUCCUGGCAGCUUAGCACAAGCUCUUGGUUCAGGACUUAGAGAUUUUAUUUCUCUUCCAUUCCAAGGUCUGUUGCAAGGACCAUGGGGUUUUAUCGUUGGAAUAACGCAUGGUUCUGCCAGUUUGAUGAGACAUGUUACAGCAGGUACGUUAAACUCUGUAACGAAACUAGCAUCUAGCGUAGCACGAAAUUUGGAUCGUUUAACACUCGAUGAGGAACAUCUUCAGCGGCAAGAAGAAUCUAGAAGAAUGCGACCUCAAGGAAUGGCACAAGGACUAUACCAAGGCUUGACAGGACUUGGAAUGAGUCUUCUUGCCGCAGUUGCGGGUUUGGCACAUCAUCCUUUGCAACAAGUUUGGUCAGGAGAAAUAACAACCAAAAGUAUCGUGACUGGCGUUGGACUUGGACUAGUUGGAGUAGUUACGAAACCUUUAAGUGGGGCUGCAGAACUAGUUGCAUUGACAGGACAAGGAUUACUUCAAGGAGCUGGCUGGAAUUCUUUGCCUUCGCCUCGACAACGACCAGUAGUCCAAUACACGUCCGGAAAUAAUAAUGCAAUUAUUAGAUAUGCCUGGUGGUUGUUACCCUUACUUGAAAAUAAUCACGGGAAUAUCCUGCAUGUUACUAAUGCAGAUUACGUAAUUCAACAAGGCAGUAGUCGUGCUAUAACGUUAGUUCUAACACGGCAUGCGUUAUUAUUAGUUAAUACAACUGAAGAUAACGUAGAACGGAUAUAUUUAUUGAAAGAUCUAACGAGUGCUGAUCAUCAUUUGGAAUCAACAAUAUGUUUGUAUUGCUCUCCUGAGACAACGCAAACUAAUAGAUCUAUAUCUCCAGCGCCAUACGAGAUGGAUCGAGAAAUGCGAGCACGAGUGGCGGAAUAUGUACGAACCAGUAGUACUGGUUUAGCUAGCGUUUCUACAAAUAGCGAUGUACAGUCCGAUAUUUUUGAGAAUACCACUCCCAAUUCUGAUCGUACACUUACAUUUUACGUUUCUCCGGACUCACGUAACUAUCUAUUAUCAUUGUUUAACAUUGCUAAACGACAGAGUCAAGGUAGCGGAUUUACAGUGUUAUAAUGAAUAAAUAGAGUAUUUUAGAGUAUUUUCUUUACUCAGAAGUAGAAACAGUGAUUGACGCUUAUAAAACAUGAAAAGUGAUAAAAUAGUAUUACGCCUUCGAUUUAGAAAUUUUUUGAAAAAUGUAUGUCCGAAACAAAUCCGAAUUAUGCGAUAUCUAUAUGUACAUAUCUCUGGUAACAUUUUUAAUCUUAUUCUAGAUAAUGGACUUAAAUUCAUGAAUUUUAUUUCAUAAAAAUAUCCUAUAAUGUGUUGCACAGAAAAAGAAUAUGCACAAGAAAUAUUCUUACAUAAGAAAUGCUUUUUCAAUUUUUAUAUGAAAAUUUGUAUCAUGAAAAAUUCUCCACAGACUUUGUUUAUUAAAUAACGUAUAUAAUGUACAUACCGUACGUAAAAAAAUCAUGAAAGUAUGUGUGCAAAUUUAAGUAUGGUGAAUACAUUUUCAUUAAUAUACAGAUUAA